AUGCGAGCGCUGGGCUACCCCCGGUCGGUUUCCAUGGACAACUUCCGGGCCCCCAACUUCCAGCUCGUGGCGGACGUCUUGUAUUGGAUGGUGAAGCGCUACGACCCGGACAUCGCGGUUUCUGACAACAUCGAGAGCGAGAACGACCGUGUCGACUUCUUGACCGGGGUGGCGGAGGCGAUGCUGAACAAGGCCCACAUCAAGCUCAACGCCAAGAGGCUCUACGCCGCCGAUGGGCACGCGGUCAAGGAACUGUUGAAGCUCGCGACUCUGCUGUACAGCGCCAGUCGGGUGGAGCAGAACGACACCGGCGGCGGAGGAGGAGAAGGCGGCGGCGCUGCCUCUUCGACGUUCGCGGACGAUGAAGCUGAAGCCCCGCUCACUUCACAGGCCGUCUCGGGGAGCCUGGGCUCAACGCGAGAGAGCGAGCUCAUCGAAUCCGGGGGGCGGGAAAUAUUGGCGCGAUCAAGGGACAACAUUGCCGCUAUGCGUAGGCAGUGCGAGGACCUAGAGGCGGACGAGGCAGAGCUGAACGCCAAGAUCAAGAAGAAGAGGAACGAGUUGGAUAGGGGAGAAAAACGCCUCAAGUCUCUGCAGGCGCACCGCCCGGCGUUCGCCGACGAGCUGGACAAGCUUGAGGGCGAGCUGCGUCGGUACUACGAGGUGUACGUGGACCGUUUCCGCAACCUGGACUUCCUGGAGCACAACCUGGAUCGCUUCCACGAGUCGGAGAUGGAGGAGCUGGAGGAGUACGAGAGGAAGCGGAAUCGGAACGCGGAGAGGGUGCGGCGGGAGCAGCUCAAGCAGGUAUCCCUGAACGACUCUGACGACACGGGUUCUUUGAUCGACGAGGACGACGAGAGCACCGAGGACCAAGCUUCCCGCUCCUACAGCGACAGCAACGACGACAACUUUUGA
Ectocarpus siliculosus is the source of this 918-nucleotide messenger RNA. The record is from the annotation of a GenBank genome assembly. NCBI's taxonomy places the organism in Eukaryota, Phaeophyceae, Ectocarpales, Ectocarpaceae.